Messenger RNA from Pogoniulus pusillus (Red-fronted tinkerbird), 1582 nucleotides. It is a transcript of the gene JDP2, whose product is annotated as Jun dimerization protein 2. Gene Ontology annotation, biological process: regulation of transcription by RNA polymerase II. NCBI's taxonomy places the organism in Eukaryota, Metazoa, Chordata, Aves, Piciformes, Lybiidae. The transcript is spliced from 4 exons. The record is from RefSeq and is a predicted model, not a curated record. Gene Ontology annotation, cellular component: nucleus. The coding region runs from base 229 to 720 and encodes 163 amino acids. Gene Ontology annotation, molecular function: RNA polymerase II cis-regulatory region sequence-specific DNA binding; DNA-binding transcription factor activity, RNA polymerase II-specific.
UAACCGGGGCUGAUGCAACCCACCCCGCUGCCCGCCACAGCCUGCGGGAGGCACGCACCGGGGCGGCGGGGGGCAGCGGCGUGCACCGACAUCGGGGCCCGGGGGUCGGGGCAGCAGCGGAGGCGGCGGCGGCGGCGGGACUGAGCCUGCAGUCCGCGCCCGGCCCCUGCGGCCGGGCACCCCGGCAGCCCAGUCUCCCUGCACGCCUUCGAAGCUGUUUCCCCUGCUAUGAUGCCAGGGCAGAUCCCUGACCCGUCUCUGACGGCUGGUGCGCUGCCUGGGCUUGGCCCCUUGACGGGACUGCCUGGCACAGCCCUGACUGCUGAGGAGCUGAAGUACGCUGACAUCCGCAACAUCGGGGCCAUGAUCUCACCACUCCACUUCUUGGAGGUGAAGCUUGGGAAGAGACCCCAGCCUGUGAAAAGUGAGCUGGAUGAGGAAGAGGAGAGGAGGAAAAGGCGCCGUGAGAAAAACAAAGUAGCAGCAGCACGAUGUCGUAACAAGAAGAAGGAGAGGACAGAGUUCCUGCAGCGGGAGUCUGAGCGCCUAGAGCUCAUGAACGCUGAGCUGAAGGCCCAGAUAGAAGAGCUGAAACAGGAGAGGCAGCAGCUGAUCCUGAUGCUGAACCGGCACCGUCCCACAUGCAUCGUGCGGACAGACAGCAUCAAGACACCCGAGAGCGAAGCCAACCCACUGCUGGAGCAGCUAGAGAAGAAGUGAAAGUGGCACAGGGCCAGGAGGAGGAGACAGUGGUGCAGGGUCUUCCAGGGUCUCUAAUGUAUGUACUGUAUGAAGAACUGUGCACCAGGCCUGGUGCAGCCAGGACCCAGUGGGCUUCCUUGGAAACUAUGGACUAAACCAAUAUGGGGACAGAGAAGAUGAGAAACCUGCCAACCAUGUAUUCUGAGGCUGAACCCGGGAGCAGGGCUAGCAGUGCCGGUGAGGGCAACCUCCCUGUGAUACCUCAUCAUGGCCCUUCAGCCUGCUCGUGGCCCUGGGCACCCACAGUGCCAGAGCACGUCCCACAAGGCUCGCGUGCCCUGCGGAGAGCAGGCACCGCGUGGUGUCUGCUGGCGCCCUUGCCCAGAGGCUGCCACCACUCCUGGCCCACGCUCUGGAGGGAAACCCAAACCCAAGAACCACAAACACUUGAUGCAGCCCCGCCUGGCAGGCAGGGCGUGGCGGGGCUCGGUGGCGCAGGCGCCCCCACAAGCACACUCUCAGUACAAUGUUUACAGCCCAGCUGUCGGUGUCGGCCGUGCUCUUGAAUGCACAUUUUUACACUUUUUUAGAAGUAUUUUUUACAAAGUUUUUAUACAGUGAUCUCUAUAAGGAUUUAUAUAAUCACUCGAUGUGAUCUCAUACCAGCGUAUGUUACGACGCUCUCGUUUGUUACAGAUGCAUAUGCCACAGUUAUCUCCAUUGCCUUACUCGUCCAGUAGCGUCUGGCUCCUCCUUCCCUGGCGUGCUGGGAAGGGGAGGUCCAAGCUGCCCUCCGCAGUGGUGUCGCUACCCUCUCCGUCCAUGUAUGUCCUUCAUAAUACUCAGUUCUGUAGCUCUCAGUAAAUGUUACCUUUACACA